AUGGCAUCCAAGUUCACAAACCCCCGGCGCUUAGGCAAGAAUGGUCCAUUGGUCCCCGCCAUUGGAUAUGGUAUGAUGGUUAUGACCUCUCCAUCUUACGGAGCUCCGAUCGAAGAUGAUAAGCGUUUCGCCCUGCUUGACCGCGCCCUCCUGGCGCAAUGGUUCAAGAGGACCGGAAAACGCGACCAGAUCUUCCUCGCAUCCAAGUUCGGAUACGUACGCGGUAGUCCGACAUUGGAGAUCGAUACCUCAGCCGCAUACACCAAGAAGGCCUGCUACUUGACCUUGGAGACCCUCGGAAUCGACCACCUUGGCCUUCACCCCAAUCGAGAAGACCAUGCGCGCUCUCGUCGAGCUACAAGCGUACGUAAACCCCACCUACAUGACCACUGGCAGAAUCGAGGGCUCACUUCAACCAGCGAGGGUAAAAUCAAGCACAUCGGCCUUUCGUGCGUAUCCUCCAGCACUAUCCGGCGCGCCGCCAAAAUAGCGCCUAUCGCCGCCUACCAGCCCGGUUACUCGCUCUUCGAGCGCUUGAUCGAAGGACCCGAAGGAACCGACGCCCUAGCUACAUGUCGCGAGCUCGGCAUCGCAGUUGUCUGCGCAAUGCCGCUAGGCCGAGGCUUGUUGAGCUCCGCGUUCAGCCAGGGCAAGGCGAUUGGAGCCGAGGCGGAUGUCCGCGAGAAGAUGAUGCCGCAAUUUCAGGAUGGGGCGAAGCAGGCUAAUGCGAGCUUGGCGGCCCAGAUUAAGGUCGUUGCUGAUCGGAAGGGUUGCAGCUUGUCGCAGUUGGCGCUUGCUUGGUUGUUGAAGCAGGGAGAUGAUAUCUUUCCGAUUCCCGGCACGAGGCAGAUUAAGUACCUCGAGGAUAAUAUGGGGGCGCUUGACGUCACGCUUACGGAUGCGGAGGAGUUGGAGAUUAGGGGUAUUGUGGAUAGGACGCCUGCUGUUGGGGGUUCGGUUCCUGACGCUUUUACUGGGAUGCUUUUCCGUGACACACCGGAGGAGUAA
Messenger RNA from Penicillium chermesinum, 1008 nucleotides. RefSeq names its product putative aldo-keto reductase (AKR13). The transcript is spliced from 3 exons. Gene Ontology annotation, cellular component: cytoplasm. The record is from RefSeq and is a predicted model, not a curated record. NCBI's taxonomy places the organism in Eukaryota, Fungi, Ascomycota, Eurotiomycetes, Eurotiales, Aspergillaceae. The coding region runs from base 1 to 1008 and encodes 335 amino acids.